Messenger RNA from Phycomyces blakesleeanus NRRL 1555(-), 951 nucleotides. RefSeq lists its product as hypothetical. Lineage: Eukaryota; Fungi; Mucoromycota; Mucoromycetes; Mucorales; Phycomycetaceae. The record is from RefSeq and is a predicted model, not a curated record. Gene Ontology annotation, molecular function: tau-protein kinase activity; protein serine/threonine kinase activity; ATP binding. Gene Ontology annotation, cellular component: cytoplasm. The transcript is spliced from 5 exons. The annotation marks the transcript as partial. Gene Ontology annotation, biological process: protein phosphorylation; intracellular signal transduction; microtubule cytoskeleton organization.
AUGCUUGAUUUACCUCCUCUCUCACUCGAACACUCCGAUAUCCCUGACCAACCUAUCAUCGCCACUAAUCCUGCUCCUGUUCAUCUUCCCGUUCCCGUUCCCGUUUCCGUUCCUGCUCCUAAUCCUAAUCCUACUCCACAAAGAGGACAAAGAAAACAGGCCAAACUUGGUCCCUAUCUCUUGAUGCAAACACUCGGCAUGGGUGAAUUUGGAAAAGUCAAAUUAGGUGUUCAUUCAGAAACUGGCAAAGAGGUUGCUGUGAAACUGAUUAGAAAGACCGAUGUCGAGACAGCUUCUCGGCUGGGCAAGGUUGAAAAGGAAAUUUCUUUAUUGAAGCAUCCACACAUUGUAAAGCUAUUAGACGUGAUUGAAACCGAAAAACAUAUUGGAAUCCUACUUGAAUAUGCCUCUGGUGGUGAAUUAUUUGAACAUAUCGUACUUCAUCGUCGACUGCGAGAAAAAGAUGCCCGAAAGCUAUUUGCUCAGCUCGCCAGUACUGUUCAUUACAUGCACCAGAAGAAUAUCGUUCACAGAGAUUUAAAACUGGAAAAUCUACUGUUGGACAAAGAGCACAAUCUGGUUGUAACCGACUUUGGCUUUGCGAACCAGUUCUCUGCCGUGAAUGAUUUAAUGUCAACUUCAUGCGGAUCUCCCUGUUACGCUGCCCCAGAACUUGUAACAAACAGAGGUCUCUAUGGAGGAACUGCGGCAGACAUUUGGUCCUGCGGUGUGAUUCUCUAUGCCAUGCUGUGUGGCUACCUACCCUUUGAUGACGACCCAGCGAACCCAAACGGAGACAAUAUCAUUCUCCUCUAUCGCUACAUCCUCUCCUCCUCUCUCACCUUCCCAGACUACGUCACCCAGCCAGCCCAGGAUUUACUUCGCCAACUAUUGGUUUCAGAUCCCCUCCAACGUUGCACGCUCGACACCGUCCUCCAUCACCCCUGGCUU